This is a messenger RNA of Colletotrichum higginsianum IMI 349063, 1695 nucleotides long. RefSeq names its product Major facilitator superfamily transporter. The coding region runs from base 1 to 1695 and encodes 564 amino acids. Lineage: Eukaryota; Fungi; Ascomycota; Sordariomycetes; Glomerellales; Glomerellaceae. Gene Ontology annotation, biological process: transmembrane transport. The record is from RefSeq and is a predicted model, not a curated record. The transcript is spliced from 2 exons. Gene Ontology annotation, cellular component: fungal-type vacuole membrane. Gene Ontology annotation, molecular function: transmembrane transporter activity.
AUGUCGUUGAACCGCGUAGCAUCGGUGGAGACGUUCCAGUUCGUUCCUCAAGCGCAGGGCUCGAGACGAGGCAGCGACGCCUCGAGUGUGAGAGCUGGAAGGCUGACCUUUAACCCCCUGCCUGACGAGUGGGAUCCCGCGGCAAACAAGCCCGACACCGUUCUCGCUGUCGGCGCUUUCCAAGUUCCGCGAUGGAAGAGAAUCCUCCAAGUCAUUGUGGCAGUAGUAUACUGCCUCUUCGGUGCCGGCGUUGCUUUUGGCUUCGCAGCACUGAAGCCGGUUCUCAAGCGCGAAGGUGCCUACAGCGACAUAUGCUCGGCCGACGACCCGCGCUCGGCCCCGGACGACACCUGCGUCGAGAUUCACCUCAACCUGAUGUUCACGGUAGCAGCCGUCGGCACAAAUAUCGCGGCUCUGCCCGUUGGUGCCCUGCUUGACCACGCGGGUCCUCGUGUUUGCGGCCUCGUGGGCAGCCUCUUUCUGAUGGUGGGCUCGCUUCUGAUGGCAUAUGCCAAAAGCCUGCCUUUCGAUGGUUUCCUUGUCGGAUACCUCGCACUUGCUCUCGGCGGUCCGUUCACCUAUAUUUCGUCUUUUCAGCUGUCCAAUGCUUUCCCCAAGCAUUCUGGGCUUAUCCUCGCGCUCUUGACGGGGGCUUUCGACGCCUCUAGCGCCCUGUUCUUGGUCUACCGCCUCAUCUACCAGGCGACCGAGGGAGCCUUUGGCCACGAAGGAUUCUUCAAAGCUUACCUGGUUGUCCCGUUCCUCAUCAUCAUUGCCCAGUUUGUGUUGAUGCCCAAGCAGUCGUACAAGACGGUGGGAGAGUUAGUUGAGCUUCAAGUGGAGACGGCGGCGGCCAACGACGCCGACCCCGAGCCGUACGACGACCAGGUCGACGAGAAUACCGCGCUCUUGCGUGAAGAGCGCCGCCACCGCGAGAUCGUCGUCGCCGACAUUGAGCAGCUUCUGGGCACCCAAAAGGCGGAUAAGCAGAGCCGCAAAGAAGAGGAGAAGAAAAACGAGACAUCGGGUGUCUGGGGCGUGAUGCACAAUCGCACCGCCCUGCGGCAGAUUGCCUCGCCGUGGUUCAUCCUCAUCUGCAUGUUCACCGUCAUCCAGAUGCUUCGCAUCAACUACUUCGUCGCCACAAUCCGCGCCCAGUACGAGGUCAUAUUUGGCGACCACGGCAAGGCCGUCGAGGUCAACAACUUCUUCGACGUCGCCCUGCCUGUGGGGGGCAUUCUCUCCAUCCCCUUCAUCGGUGCGCUUCUCGACCACACCAGCACCGUCACCGUGCUCGCCGCCCUCGUCACCAUCGCGACCACCAUCGGUGUCCUGGGCGUCAUAAACAACACGUGGGCGGCCUACAUCCAGAUAUGUCUAUUUGUGCUGUAUCGCCCCUUCUACUACACCGCCGUCUCCGACUACAGCGCCAAGGUGUUUGGCUUCGAGACCUUUGGUACCGUAUACGGCACCAUCAUCUGCCUGUCAGGCCUCUUUAACUUCCUUCAGUCCGGUCUCGACGUUUUGUUCCACCAGACGUUUGGCGGCGACCCUGUGCCGGUCAACGUCAUCCUGCUCUCUGCCGGCUUCGCCGUAGGCGUCAUGCUGGUUGGGUAUGUGGCGCUGAAGGCUCGGAGGCUGAAGCGCAAGAUGCUGGAGCAGGAGGCCGAGGCCGUGGCCGGAUUCCACAACUAA